Messenger RNA from Elaeis guineensis (African oil palm), 1158 nucleotides. Its product is annotated as NAC domain-containing protein 30. Gene Ontology annotation, molecular function: DNA binding. The record is from RefSeq and is a predicted model, not a curated record. NCBI's taxonomy places the organism in Eukaryota, Viridiplantae, Streptophyta, Magnoliopsida, Arecales, Arecaceae. Gene Ontology annotation, biological process: regulation of DNA-templated transcription.
GGUAAACUAGCAAUGGAGUUGGAAUCUUGUGUCCCACCCGGCUUCAGGUUCCAUCCCACAGAGGAAGAGCUUGUGGGGUAUUACCUGUCAAGGAAGGUUGCUUCACAAAAGAUUGACAUGGAGGUUAUUCGAGACGUCGAUCUGUACCGAAUAGAGCCAUGGGAUCUCCAAGAUAGGUGCAAGCAUGGUAAUGAAGAACAAACUGAAUGGUACUUCUUCAGCUAUAAAGAUAGAAAGUACCCAAGUGGAACACGCACCAAUAGAGCCACUGCAGCUGGAUUUUGGAAGGCAACAGGCCGAGACAAGCCAGUACUGUCAAAAUCUAGAGUUAUAGGGAUGAGGAAGACCCUUGUGUUCUAUAAAGGGCGUGCUCCAAAUGGGAGGAAAACUGAUUGGAUCAUUCAUGAGUAUCGCCUUCAAUCAAAGGAACGUGGACAGAUUCAGGAGGAAGGAUGGGUUGUAUGCCGAGCAUUUAGAAAACCCAGUCCCAAUCAAAGGCAAUGCUGCAACAAUUACGAUCCCACUUGCUGCAACAAUAUUGACCCCCAAUAUGGACUAGAAUCACUUGUAAACAUUGCUAGUCCAAACCGUUUCAUGGAAUCCUAUCCGGGAGGAUACCUCCAAGAGCAACGUACUGGAUGCGGGGGAGAACUUGAGUCAAAGAACACUCUCCUCCGCCAUGUUCUUGAACUUCCACAACUAGAAAGUCCAAGGUUAUCGACAAGUUUAUCCACUAAGGAAUGCUUUGAAUCUAAUGUUGCGGGUGUCAAAGAGUAUGCUUGCAACAGAAGUGACCGUGAGGGGCAACUAAUCGAUUGGAAGGUCUUGGACAAGUUGCUCUCCUCACAGUUCAAUGAAUCAGCUUCUUCAACUAUGCCAAUUUUUCCAGUGAAUUGUGAUGCAGGUGCUCAAAACCAGGAUCAUUUCCUUGCAUUGUUUGAUAGAUCAAAGUGUUGACUCUUGUUUCAAUGGCUAUAUACGUUGCUAAUAAUAUAAUGCGGCAAGGUCAAGAGCUACUUGAUUUGUAGCUAUUAUUACAUUUCAAGUACUAAGUAGAGAAGCAUUUCAAGUUGUCUGGAGCCCUCUUAGGUUGAAUUUGUUGUGCGUUGUUGUGAGUUGUUCUUUAGUAAAUACGUACUGAUAUCUAUAAAAAGGAAA